CAUAACAUUGUCAUAUGCAGCCUUAAUGUAAAAACCACAACCGAUAGAAGUAAAACCGUAACACUUCGUAGAAACUAUCGCAAGGUUGAUUGGAAUAACUUCCACAAUUACCUAAGAAGCACUGAUUGGAGAACUUUCUUUACCUCAAACAAUACCGACACAUUAACCAAUAUAUUUUAUCACAACAUCAAAAGUAUCAUCAACAACACCGCACCUUUAGAAUACUGUAAACCUACGUUCUCCAAAGAUCUCUAUAUACCGGUCAGUACAAGAAGACGUCUUCAAAGACAUUGUACUCGAUUCCACAACUUAAAUGACUUUUCCCCUUUAGUAACGAUGACAGAAAUACUUGUCCGAACAGAGGCAAUAAGUAAACAAAAAGCAGUAGAACAGGAAAAACGUGCAGUUGAACUUAAUAAUAACUCCUCUGCACUCACCAUACUACUCCAAAAUAAACUUAAACGCUCUAAAUCGAGAGGGAGUAUACUCAUUAAAGGCAAACAAAUAUACGAAGAUCCCAAACUUAUCACAGAAUUAUUUAGUGAACAUUUUUGUUUCUCACUAACUAACGAAAAACCAUUUAAUGAGUCAGAACCAAUCCCAGUAACUCCCUGUGAAAUUACUAAUGUAGAAUUCAGUGUACAAAAUAUCUCCAAAGCAAUCAGUACAUUGAAACACUCCUACACUGAUGGACCAGAUGGUAUUCCAUCUAGCAUGCUAAAACGCGGAGGUGAUGAUAUGUGUGUUUUGCUUCUCAAACUAUUCGCGAUAUCACUCUCUUCAGCGUGUUACCCUACUGCCUGGAAAACUACACAUAUCAUUCCCAAAAUUAAAACAGGACCUGAAGCAAACGUUGAAAAUUACCGGCCUAUAAACAUAACUUCAGUGGUAUCCAGAGUGAUGGAAAAAGUAGUUAAGGCGGCUGUAGUCCAACAUCUAUUAACUAACAAUCUCUUGUCGACCUCCCAGCAUGGAUUUCUUAGGUCCAGAUCAUGCGAUACAUGCCUAGUAGACUACCUGAAUGAUAUAACUCUGAAACGAGACAGCGGACUCCUUGUAUCAGUCCUAUUCCUAGACUUUAAGAAAGCCUUUGAUAAGGUCCCACACAAAAGGCUACUCGUCAAACUAAAGUCCUUCGGAAUACACAACCCACUGUACUCAUGGUUUGCUUCGUUCUUAACAGAACGUAAACAGAUGGUAAAGUACAAUGACUGUCUCUCGUCCCCUAGACCAAUCACCAGUGGAGUCAUCCAGGGAAGCGUAUUAGGGCCACUUUUGUUUCUUAUGUAUAUAAACGAUAUAUGUAACACCAUAGAAUUUGGGAAACCGUACUUAUAUGCUGAUGAUCUCAAAAUAGUAUACAGCUAUAAGCCUGAGACACUAAGCGAAAGUGUAUCCCAGAUCCAAAAGGACCUCAAUAACUUAACUAUAUGGAGUGAAAAAUGGCAAUUACCAUUUAACCUCAACAAGUGCGGGAUCAUGCACUUUGGAAAGCAUCCCUAUAAACCGCGACUUCACUUAAAUGAAUGUAUAGUCCAAACACUCGAAUCAGUACACGAUUUAGGAAUUAAUUACACAGGAAGCCUAAACUUUGAAGAACAUGCCUCUUCUAUUAUUUCUAAAUCUAGACGGCUAAUUGGUUUUAUAAUGAAAAACUUUUUCACAACAGAGGGUAAACUUACUCUCUACAAAAUAUGUGUACGACCCACCCUUGAAUACUGCUCUUUUGUCUUCUUUAAUAUGAAUAUCGCAGACAAGAUAAGAGUAGAAGAUGUUCAAAGACGUUUCACACGUCAACUACUAGGAUGUAACUCGAAUCUCGAUUACACAGACAGAUGUAAGCAUCUAUCUUUAGAACCUUUAUGGCACCGUAGGCUAAAACACAAUUUAAUAUUUCUCUACAAAGCGAUAUAUGGGCUCUCCUUUUUAACCUCCUGCCCGACUAUCACCCACGACCCACCCUAUAGACUUAGAAACAACGCAUAUACACUACUUACCGUAAAACACCAAAAACAAAUGCGUUGUAAGUUCUUUACAGUACGGUACAGUUUAUUGUGGAACAGGCUGGCAAUGCCUAUCCGUAACUGUGAUACGUUUACCAGAUUCAAAAAGCUAAUAACCCUAUUUCUAGACUCCAAAGAGCUUCAACAUUACCUUGAACUCCCGCCCACCGAUGAGGCACUUUAUUACGGACCGCCUAGUAUCUAGAAAGAACAGAAUUAUAACAAGUUCGACUGUUACUAAUCUAAAUAUAACCAAAUCACAGGAUAUAUGGCUUAUCCUUUCCUAUUAUUCAUUGUUUAUUAAUCAUGAUUUCAUGCUCCUAACCCUAGCUUUCAGUCCCCAAAUCUCUACAGGUUAAAUGUGCAUUAUUCUUCCUAAAAGUCAUGCUUUUUUUUCUACUGCAAGUAGACAGAUAGCUCAAUCUUAUGGAUGCUGAUCUACUAAGGCCGAUCAUUCAAAGCUCAAAAUUUGGCCACAAAGUCUUGUGAGUUUCUCAAUGUUUUAUUUUUCUCACCCUAAAGUCUUUUUCUUUUUUUUCUACAAUUUUAUACCCUCUCAUAUCUUUUGAUUUACUAUUAAUCCUUACUUCUUUAAACCAUUAGUUAUUUUCAUAGCAGUGUGAUAUACUAUAUGGACAUCUAACCCAUAAAGCAGAAUUUUUAAAUAUCUGAUUUGCUUGUAACAUGGACCUAGUAGAGACAGUGUACUCCAACUAUGUGCUUUGAUUAAAGCAUUAAUCAUACUUACCACAAACGUAAGAGAGCCUAACAUCACAAAAGGAGGGAGGGUGGCGUUACUGACCAGCAAACAUGAAGGUGGGGAGAUAACUUCAAUCCACCCAUGUCUGUAGGGCAGAACAUUUUGUUUAAUUACGGCUCCUUAUGGUUUAGUGGGAUGUCACGGACUUAAGGUAUUGAAGCUGAUCUAUCACGCAAAAUACCUCUUUAAAUCGUGUUACGAACGUUGAAUUGGUUUCACUUCCUACUCAGAAAUCCUAUUACAAGCAAACUAGACAAUUCGCUAAUAUACGAAGCCUACUCAAGACCCUAUAAAACCUGAAAAAAAAAGAAAUAAAAAAAACGAAAGGGGCUCUAAUAGCUUCGAUAAUAAAAGGAAGAUAGCCAGUUGUAUAUCACAAUACUGUUUCUAGCACUAUAUUUUAUUUUAUAAUCACACAUAAUCUUAUACUCUCAGCUCUUUUCCGAAUCCCCUCCAUUUGUCAGUUGUAUGUCCACUCACACCUUGCUAAAGCUUAUUUUCUUUAACCUAUUAAAAUGCUCUUUCUUAACAAAUAUCUUAAUAAAAGAAAAUUAGACUGAGUAAUCAUACCUUAAACAUUCCUACAUGAAUAUUGGCUACUCUGCCUCUCGUGUUUUCUUUUACUUGCUCCCUCUUUCAGCCCCCUUGAGAUAUGGAACAGGUUACUUCAUCCUGCACCAUCCUUAAAGCCUUCGAUAUCCCAAAGGGACAUAAGGUUGCGAUUUCUAGAAGCUCAUACCUUUGAUGGGCCUAUUCUUGACCAUCAGUCGCACAUUCGCAACGCAACUCUCGUGAAGCGCGCCAACUAUAGUACUGAUUAAAACUACCUACAUACAUGUCUUAUAAAUUUUCAACCCAGCUAUGUAAUUUAAUACAGUGUAUAUUGUAUCAUUUGUAUCAAUUUGAUCUUGCCUGUAAACUGGCAUGCCUCAUGUAACAAACUGUUAUUUGAGAAUAAAUUAUUAUUAUUAUUAUUA
Schistosoma guineensis is the source of this 3740-nucleotide messenger RNA. NCBI's taxonomy places the organism in Eukaryota, Metazoa, Platyhelminthes, Trematoda, Strigeidida, Schistosomatidae. The record is from the annotation of a GenBank genome assembly.